Moneuplotes crassus is the source of this 1264-nucleotide messenger RNA. The record is from the annotation of a GenBank genome assembly. Lineage: Eukaryota; Ciliophora; Spirotrichea; Euplotida; Euplotidae.
UUUGCAAUGAAAGUAAAUAUCUUCUAUAUAUUGGUAAUUGCUGUCAUUUGCUUGACAGCUAACGCCACUGUCUAUGAGGCUGCAAACUCUGAAGACGUUGACCUCUUCCUAAAAGACUACAAGGAUGAGACCAUCGGAUUCCUCUUCUACGACUCGAAGGAAGAUAACGCUAAGGAUGAAGAUUGGUUUAGCAAACUAUCUUCAAAAGUCCUAGGAAUCUUUAUGAGUAAAGACCAAUUCGGAAGAUCUACCGAAGAUUGGGUUGAACUCUUUGAUGAUAAACUCCACCUCAUGAGAAUUGAUGUCAGAAACAAAGCAAAUCUAAGAGUUAAGGUUGAAUUCAACAUCGAGACUGUCCCCUACAUUGUUCUCAUGGAUAAGAAGAGAACCAUCUUGAGGGAGAAGAUCGACGAUCUAACAUUUGAUCAUGUCAGAAAUCUGCUUGAUAGAAGACCAAAUCUGCUACAUAAGACUGGAGGAGCUGCAUUGAAAUCUUUCAACCUCGAGCCUGAGGAAGGAGCUAUUGAUACUCAACCAAGAGUUAUUCAGUUCUUUGACUUAGAAGAGGGAUCUCCAACCAACAUUGAGCAACCAGUACAGAGACAAUAUGUCAAUUGGGCCCCGGUUGAUGCCAUUGGCCCAGAUGGUAAAUGGGAACAGAGAGGAAGAAACUGGGUUACCAGCUAUGAAAUCCCAGAAUCAGGAAUCAAGAAUCAACAAAACCCAGCCAAGGUACAUGAUGUAAAAAAAACACAAGAUGAUCCCAGACCACAGGGCUCUGAUACUCCACUCCCAAAGCCACAAAAGCCACAGCAACAACAGCAACAAAAGCCACAACAACAGCAAAAGCCACAGCCACAGCCACAGCAACAGCCACAGCAAAAGCCACAGCAACAGCAACAGCCACAACAGCAGCAACAGCCACAACAGCAGCAACAGCCACAACAGCAACAACAAAAGCCUCAACAGAGAAAACCUGGACUGCAAAAAGCCCAGGACCAACAGAGCCAAGGCCCACCUCCUCUUUCCCAAAGAGGAAUCCAGGAUAGACUAGAAGCUCAAAGAAGAAGAGAGGCUUCUGCUCAAUUCCAAGCUAGAGCCUCUGCCAGCCAGACAAGAGAUAAUGGUAGUCCUGCUAGACCUCCUUACUACUCCCAGCAAGCUUCUGCAUCAGCAGAUGUUAGUGCUGACACCAAGAACACUCAAAGAUAAGUCCUGAACGUGAGUUUAAAGGCAUUGCUAAUUAAUCAUGAGCUAUAAAUUU